Polyodon spathula (Mississippi paddlefish) is the source of this 3055-nucleotide messenger RNA. Its product is annotated as R3H and coiled-coil domain-containing protein 1-like. NCBI's taxonomy places the organism in Eukaryota, Metazoa, Chordata, Actinopteri, Acipenseriformes, Polyodontidae. The annotation marks the transcript as partial. The record is from RefSeq and is a predicted model, not a curated record. The transcript has 8 exons. Gene Ontology annotation, molecular function: nucleic acid binding.
CUUCAUUUAGGCAUCCUGGCGUUUGCGUGUUUAGACGGCACUUACCUUCCGAAGCAGGAAAAUGAGUUCGUCCACAAAAUCGUGGAGGACUUGGAAAACUUUCUACAGGAAAACGACGAGAAAAGUGUGUUGCUUUUCCCUCCGCUCCCCAGUCGUCUUCGUUACCUGAUUCACAGAGCUGCAGAGAACUACAAGUCUUUAAGCACCUUUUCUGUCGGGGAGGGAUGGAGUCGACGGUCGGCUGUCUGUCACUCUGAACUGAGGUUGCCCAACGAAGAUGACGCUGAAGAACAAACCAACUUAAACCACAAGCACAGGGAGGCCAGGGAGAUGCAACGCUUCAGCAACAGCAAGCCUUCGGAGAAAAGAAACUCAAGGGGCCGGACCAACAAGCGGCCCGAUAAAGCCAUCUACGUUCCCAAGGCGCUGCAGCAGAAGAUGGAGAAGGAAGGCGACAGAAUCGCGGACCACGGAAACAAACCGGACAAGCCCCAGCUCGACACCUCCGAGAACAGCCCGAGCACCUCCGAGGAUUCCUUCACGUCGGGACUGUCCACUGAAACGGACGGGGAGUCUUCGACGUGGAACAAGGACUCUCCGAACAGCAGCGACUUCAAUCAAGACACGGUGUCGGACAGCACGGACGAGUCAGUCAGCGAGCAGGAGACCGCAGUGUCCGCACCCGCUGGCAGCAAUAGCAGCUGGAUGAAAAAGUACAGGCAGACGGCAAAUUACUUCAUUGCCAUGUCUUUAGAUGAUAAACAGGAAGACCAUGACAGGAGCGCAGAUACAGCCUUGAAGCAUGCGGAGGACAGUGAGGAAGAUUACGAAGGCUAUUUUCUGAAAGAGAUCACAGCUAAUCUGAAAGCAGCAGACAAAGUCUCCAUUGAGCAUGCCCAGUGUGACUACUCUUGCUAUGGAAACCCAAGGAUUGAGCCAACGGAAUUUGGCCACGUCAUUGAAAUAUAUGACUUUCCAGCAGUGUUGAAAACUGAAGAUAUCCUGGACGCGUUUGCAGAUUUCAGUGAAGGAGGAUUAAAAAUUAUGUGGGUGGACAACACUCAUGCCAUGGGAGUAUUUUCAAGUGAAUCAGCAGCAUUGCAGGCUCUCACCAUACAACACCCCCUGCUGAAGACGCGCUGUUUAUCCAAAGCAACCAAGCAAUCCAAAGGCAAAGCAUUAAGACGUGCAGAGUUCAUGCAGCCAGUGAAGCUGAGACCGCGCACGGAUACCGUGGUGGCAAAAAGAAUGGUAACCAGAGCGCUGGGCUUGCAGAAAAGAGGCAACCGAAGACAGAUGCUCUGAGGCUUCAAGAACAUAGAAACCUGCAGUAAAGGACCAGGGAAGCAAAUGCAAGAGAAAACACCACUGGCAUGCGUGAAAUAGACAAUUUCAAGUUCACAUAUGUUGUUUUUUAUUUUGGACAUACCAACACCGAUUGUCAAGAGUGGGCGUAAUAAAUAACGUUCCUUUAAAACUGCAUGAAGAAAUCUGUCGGGUGAAACCAAAGUGGAGCAAAAGGCUGCAGAAUCCAUGCCAAACGAUUCAAGCCUGGUUUGAUUGUUUGAGUGAGGCGUAACAAAGGGAUACUCUUUAAAAUGCAGCCAUUGCUACUGUAACCAGUUUGUUAUUUAUUGAUACCUUUGUUUUAUAGGGUUUUCUACCAACAUCAACAAAGGGAUGAUGCAUCUAACACGUUUGCAUCUCUGUUGAAAGUACUGAUACCUGUGGUGAAGAAUGUAGGGCCACAUUUAUUAGCCGUUUUGCAAAAGCACAAACUUGUGCAUCAUUUGUUUCUCAAAAAGAAAAAUAAUAAUUUAAAGAGAAACCUGAUCUGUACUGUCUUAUACCAGCUUCUUUCAACAAAUUAACGAAGACAGUAAACUCAAAACUAAUAAUACAUUUACCAAAACGUCUUGCAAAUGAAAUCUGGAAAUAGAAGAAGUAGAUCGGUUUUUGUGUAUGUGUGUGGGUGCAGUGGACAGUGGACUCGGGACAAACUGUUAACCUAAAUACUGUGAAUAUAACCUGUAACAGCGUACCAUGAUCUACUAUAGCAUCAAAUGCACUGUGUAAAUAGACAGUAACAUGAUUGGAUUCAACACAAAGUUUCAACAGGUUAUUAGGGAGGGUGUAUUGAUUACACACAUAUUGCUAAAGGAUAUCCUGUAAGUGAAUAAAUUAGUGGGUAAGAACAGCAUGCAAGAAUUCAGUUUGCAAAAUAAUUUUGUCUACAAGACUAACCUGUUUCUUACUGUGCUAUUCUCACAGACUGUCUCAGUAUUAUUCUAGCCAUCUAGGUAACAAACAAAAUGUGUUUUUGCUGCAAAGUAAUGAUUACAGUCAUGCCGUCAAUAGUCCUAGCUUUUCAAGAAUGGAGAAACGAUUUCUUUAUUGCCAGCUAAAUAAAAUACAUGGCUUAGGUUUUACUUUUAUAAAGUGGAUUUAAAAAAAACAAAAAACCACAAUACUUGCAUUGCAGAUGUAAUCAUUUUAAUUAGCGCAAUUUACAAACUAGCUACAUACAGCUAUUUCAUUAUUUUGGGUAUUCUUUAACUGUGCUGGGCUGUUUCAAAUUAGCACGUAGUUUGUAGACGCCACUGCAAACCAGUGUUUCUGAUCCUGUUCGUACAUCAAUAGCAGGCAGACUUUGAUUAAAUAAAGAUUUGGGCUACAUGCAUUAAAAAAACGUCUCCAUGUGAAAAAUAUUUGGCACAUUUACCACUUUCUUGGCUCCACUGCUGAUUACCCAGGAUAAAACAGGAUCCUCAAUAAGAAACGUUUUUAAUACUUGUGUGUUUUAAAUACGAUGUGAAACCAGACGUUGUAGGUUAAUCGAACCCCUGAUAAUAUCUAGAUGGGUUGUAUGCGCUAUAUUCUAUAUUGUUUUUAUUGUCUCCAUUUAUAUUAUGGUCAUUUUAAGUAGCAGUGUAGAACACUCUUAAUAGAUACUCAACUCAAAAGUGUUGUUGUUUUUCUAUUUGUUGUGUUUCAUCUGUUUGGGUGUGAUUAUUUGUUAUUUUUUUUGUGUACAAAUACAUUCCGAAUCCUACUC